This is a messenger RNA of Nomia melanderi (Alkali bee), 1534 nucleotides long. Its product is annotated as acyl-CoA Delta-9 desaturase. Gene Ontology annotation, cellular component: endoplasmic reticulum membrane. Gene Ontology annotation, biological process: unsaturated fatty acid biosynthetic process. The record is from RefSeq and is a predicted model, not a curated record. Gene Ontology annotation, molecular function: iron ion binding; stearoyl-CoA 9-desaturase activity. Lineage: Eukaryota; Metazoa; Arthropoda; Insecta; Hymenoptera; Halictidae.
CGUGCCAACCGGCCACCUUCUGCUGUCUUCCGCCGCCAUGUUGAACGAACAAGAGAAAGUACGCACACAAGAGGAUCCUGGAGACGCGGAGGAUGAUGUGCAAAUGUUUUGUUACGGGCCGCUCGCCGGGUCGAUAUCAACGCUUGGGAAAGAAGUAUAUAGUAACACUGUGAAAAUGUACUGCUCGACGCUGACACAGUAUGAGGAGCAGAAGAAACCUGAUCAAAAUCUGGAGAAGGACGUGGUACCACUUCCGAUAGGGAGGGAACAAACCCGAGUUAGCCAGCCGAUAAUAUGGCGGAAUGUGAUUGCUAUCGCAGUGCUUCAUUUCCUGGCCGUCUACAGUUUCGUGACCCGUUAUUCGGAAGGGACGCUGUGGAUCUGGAUAUUUACCAUAGCGUACGGGCUCACCGCCGGUUUUGGAGUGACGGCAGGGAUGCAUCGAUUGUGGGCACACAGAAGUUACUCGGCCAAGACACCACUGCGGAUCGUUUUGGCAUGUUUGUAUUGCAUGAUGGGACAGACGCACUUCUACAAAUGGUUACGGGACCACAGAACGCAUCACAAGUAUUCGGAAACGGCCGCGGAUCCGCAUGACGCGACACGAGGCUUCUUUUUCUCGCACAUAGGCUGGCUAAUGAUGAAACGGCACCCGGCAGUCAAGGAAUACGGCAGUAAAAUCGACAUGAGCGAUAUCCUCGCUGAUCCAGUAAUCACGUUCUUCGACAAGUACUACGAGAUAAUAAUGAUCUGGCUGGCUUUCGUCUUCCCGACGCUGCUCCCGGUGUACCUCUGGGGCGAGACGUGGUACGUAAGCUUCCACGCGACAGUGAUCCGCUACGUCUUUUCGCUGCACGCCACGUUCGCCGUCAACAGUUUCGCUCACAUGUGGGGGAACCGGCCGUACAACAGGCGAGUCAAGCCCACGGAAAACGCGGUGGUGUCCUUCUUCGCGCACGGCGAGGGCUGGCACAAUUAUCAUCAUUCGUUCCCGUGGGACUACAAGGCGGCGGAGUUAGGCUCGUCCUGGCUGAACACCACCACAGGCUUCAUCGAAUUAAUGGAGCGCGUAGGACUCGCGUACGAUCUGAAGACGCCGAGCAAAGAGCUCGUCGAGCGGACCGCGCAGAAAAAAGGCGACGGGACCGACAGCCUUUGGGGCCAUCGCAGGCACUGAAAACGCCCGUGCGAGAUUUACGCUCGGACAUACCGAUCCGCACUAUUUUUCCUUGUCCCUGUGUACACCGGUACGACGGUCGGAUGUGUUCUAGGCAACAGUUCAAUCUUACGUUUUUUAUUAUCCAGACCUCUGGGCAUUAUUCGAAUUGUUUGGAAUGGAUUCUUAACGUUAGGCGGAAUAGACGAAUGAACCCUUGUUAUCGGAACGCUUCGCUCGGACGAUGAUUGCUCGCUAUUUGAAUGGCAAAUUCGAGUGGCUUGUUUAUUUGGGCAAUUUGUCUUUGUUUGUUUGAAUUUGCCGAUCAGUUCCGACGGACAUGUACACACAGUGUAAGUACCUCGAGUAACGAACGAA